Messenger RNA from Triticum urartu, 1869 nucleotides. The record is from RefSeq and is a predicted model, not a curated record. Lineage: Eukaryota; Viridiplantae; Streptophyta; Magnoliopsida; Poales; Poaceae.
GAAGGUAAAAACUAUUGCUUUCCAGGUUUGCACAGCUCAACCCAAUAAGAAAGAUUCUUGGCCCAGUUAAAGCGAUGGACCGAACUAGGGGCGCGUCAUGGCCUCCCGAGUCUAGCUCGCGUCCCUGGCUGGAUUCGGACGAGCACAUCCCUUAAAGCUUGACCCCGCCUUCCUUAAUCGCCACCUCGCCUCGACCGAGCCGCAGUUCAGCUUCACGCAGAAGCAAAAGCAAUUCACUUGAGCGUACGUGCCUCUUCUUGUUAGUCCACCCGACUCAACCGGGCACCAUGCCGGGCAAGAGAGGCGCCAGGACCUUCCUCGACCACCUUCCAGAGGACAUCAUCGACAGAAUACUCAUCCGGUUGCCGCCCCGGGACGUCGGCCGCUGCCGCGUCGUCUGUGCGCUGUGGCGCAGUGUCACCUCCACGCCUGAAUUCAUGCUCGAACACCGCCGCCGCCAGCCAUCGCUCCCCAUCGUCGACGGGGCCGGACGAUCUGCCAGUCUCGUUGUCGUCCGUGACGCCGGCGCGAGGACCACCAGUCAGCAGCUCUGGCCUUUCCUCGCAGGUUUCGAACACCGUAACGAUGAGGUUUGUCUCCGAUGCACCUGCGAUGGCUUCACCAUCAUCGCCCGUAGAGGUCAGUUCUACAUCUGCAACCCAGUCACCCGCAAGCAAGCUCUCCUACCGCAACCUCCAUCUGGGCUAGGCGUCCGCACCACCGUAAUUGCUUUAUACAUGCACCAUCCAACCGGAGAGUACAGGGUGCUUUGGGUCUCAGGAUCACAAAACUGGACCGAAUCCAGCUUAUACGUCCUUACGGUUGGAUCGGACAAGCCGAGGCACGUCGAAGUCACAAUGCCAACAGUCUUGUCGGCUUCCAUGGAAUGGGUGUUAGUGGAGGCGCUGAUCCGUACUCCACCAAUCCAACACCGGGGCAGUCUGCACUGGUGUCCUGCUGAUGCCAAACAGAUUACAGGAGAUGGUGAAGACAUUAUUGUGUUUGACACACAAGCCGAAUCAUUCCGGUGGAUGCGUAGUCCGAACCUACUAAUUCAACCUGAUGUGUAUCAUAUGGGCAAUUUGCUCAACAUGCAAGAAGCACUAGCUUUCUCGGUCGUCACGUUGAGCACAUUGGAUGUGUGGGUGAUGCAGGAUUACGAGGCCAAUAUUUGGGCCUUCAAGUACCGGAUUGACCUACCGAGAGUGGAGAAAUCACGACAAUUGAAUUUAACCUCUCUGAAACGGAAAAGGAUGACACCACUUGAUACAACAGUGAGAUGGUUCAAUCAAAUUGCUAUGUUCAACGAUCGUGAGCUCUUGAUCCAGUUUAAUAGGAACCGUGUGUUACGCUGCGAUACUGACGGCAACGUCUCAGGAAUGGUGAAGAUUGCAAAGAAACAAUAUUGCAUGGUUCUUACUGGGCAUCGCCUCCAAGAGAGCAUGAUUCCAAUUCCAUGCCAUGAGAUACAACAAGAAGAUGACGAGCCUCCAUUCUCCGCAACAAGGAAAAUGUUCAGGCCGAUUUGAUUUGCCUUUGCAGUAUUACUUAUUGGAUGGCCAUAUAUAGUAGCACAUAUGCUGUCAUGUUUUCUUAUAGCACUGAUUGUUCCCAAACUGCUGAGUAGCACUUUCUUUAUAGCUCCUGAUGUCUCAUCAGCUUUGUGCAAACAUGUUUCUUGUCCCUUAAUUAGCAUAGAUUUGUUUCUAUGAUUGAAAAAAAUCCUUGGCACUUUGGCGCCGUGUGUUGGGACUUGGCAGUACUGCUGGAGCCUAGGACGGCCUUUGUCUCGUGCCGUUGUUUGUGUCCAGUGGUUUGCGUUUGGAGGCAGAAAGAAACUUGUUAAAGAUGUCCAGUCCUGGAGCAAGA